This is a messenger RNA of Fragaria vesca subsp. vesca, 2955 nucleotides long. RefSeq names its product putative disease resistance protein RGA4-like. Gene Ontology annotation, molecular function: ADP binding. The coding region runs from base 1 to 2955 and encodes 984 amino acids. NCBI's taxonomy places the organism in Eukaryota, Viridiplantae, Streptophyta, Magnoliopsida, Rosales, Rosaceae. The transcript has 3 exons. The record is from RefSeq and is a predicted model, not a curated record. Gene Ontology annotation, biological process: defense response to other organism.
AUGGGCUGGGUUCAUGCCGAGAUCGAUGAUGGUGCUGCCGAGGCGCGCUCGGCUGGAGUUCGAUCUGAGCUGGAUCGUGGCUGGGGAAACGCGUUGCUUGCCGGCGUGCGCCGGGGUCGGUGGAGGAGGCCGGUGUUCUCAUUCUCUUCGGUGGAAGAGGCCGUCGAGGACUGCGACUCGUUCUCUUCGGUGAAGAUGGGUGCCCAGAGAAUAAAUAUGGGUGCCCAGUUUAAGUUAGUUCUGGGAGAUGUAUUGCGCUCUAAAACAAGUGAGGAAUGGCAGUCUAUUGUAAACAGUAAAAUAUGGGAUUCACGAGAAGCAGAAAAUAGAAUUAUUUCGAUUCUAAAGUUGAGUUUUGAUGAACUGAAACCUCCAUCCUUGAAACUAUGUUUUGCAUAUUGCUCGAUGUUCAUCAAAGAUUUUGAUAUGGAAAAGGAUGACUUGAUCCAACUUUGGAUGGCUCAAGGAUGGCUUCACCCUUAUUCUGACAACAGCCUAGAGAUGGAGGAGAGAGGUAAUGAAUAUUUUAAUGUUCUAUUGGGGAAGUCUUUUUUUCAAGACGUUACAAAGGAUUAUGGUGGUAAUGUUACCAAAUGCAAAAUGCACGAUCUUGUGCAUGAUCUUGCAGAACGUGUUUCAAAACGAGGGAACUCGAGCUCAUCACUUUUUUCAAAUGGUGAAGCCCUUGAGAGCAACGUAUUGAAUUACAAAUCUUUACGUGUCUUAAAUUUAUACAAGGCAGACAUUGUGGAGUUGCCGAUUUCGAUUGGGAAGUUGAAACACUUGCGGUACUUGAAUGUUUUGAAAACAAAAAUCAAAACAUUUCCCAAAUCAAUUGGUCAGCUUUAUAACUUGCAGACAUUGAAAAUACCUUAUCAGCUUGAAGAGUUUCCAAGAGAAAUUGCAAAUCUGAUCAACUUGCGGCACAUUUACUUCGGUAGAUAUAUGAAAGUGCCGGGUGGGAUAUUGGGGCGGUUCACUAGUCUCAGGUCAUUGCCUUUUAUCAAGGUGAGCAACGACACACGUCCUAGAAUUGAGGAACUGAGUGGCUUAAACCAGUUGCACGGCACUUUGUCUAUUUAUGGGUUGGAAAAUGUAGGAGAUGGAGAUACCCAAAAGGCAACCUUAGAAGAAAAGAAACAUAUACGGAAGUUAGUCCUGGGAUGGAAGCUUGAUAGGCCAAGCCCCAAUGUGGAGAACGACAACAAUGUACUAGAAGGCCUCCGACCACAUUCUAGUUUGGAAUAUUUGGAGAUUCAUGAAUUCAUGGGUGUGAAACUUCCAUCAUGGUUAUUGGAAGCCAGCAAUUUGAAAAAGAUUGAAUUAUUGGGCUGCAGCAAAUGUGAAGAACUCCCGGUGCUUGGGCAUUUACCCAAUCUUAGUAGUGUUAAGAUCAAGAGAAUGGAGAACCUAACUCGUAUAGGAUCUGAGUUUUAUGGUGACACCUAUGUUGACUGUGGAAAUGAAUCAAGUAGGGAGGCACGUCGUUUGUUCCCUGCUUUGAAAACAUUGCACAUUGAGAAGGCAGAGAACCUGAUUGAAUGGAUGGAAGCGCCAUCAGAGAGAGGAAGUAGGGUGGUGUUUCCUUGCCUUGAGAAGCUGACCUUGAUUCACUGUGAGAAACUGACAAGUGCUCCCAGUCAUUUUCCAUCUCUCAAGAAGUUGGUGAUACAAGACAUGCGUAAUGGUGGCACGCCAUUAGCAAGUAUUCUAAGCAAUCAACUCACGACUCUCACUUAUCUGAGCUUAUUGCAUGUUGGGGGACUUACUUGUCUGCCGGAAGGGAUGUUAGAAAACAACAAGAAUCUUGCAUAUCUGGAUAUAAAUGGUUCGGAGUUGACUUGUAUUUCUCCCAAAGCACAAGGGUUGGAGAACUGCUGCGCAUCUCUUUCAUAUUUGAGACUAUGCUGUUGUGCUGACCUGAGAUAUUUACCUGAUGGAAUACUCACACCUUCUCUUAAAUAUCUGGGGUUGGUUUUUUGUUAUAAUCUAGAGUACAUCCCGGAUGCUACAGGCGGUGGUCUCACAUCCCUCGAAACCUUGGUAAUCUUGGACAGCUAUAAAAUAACCAGUAUUCCAUUUUCACAAGGCCUCCCAUCUCUUUGUCAAUUAAGAAUAGGUUCCUGCCGGGAAUUAUCCGGUCUACCGGAAGGGCUGGAAUACUGUACCUCUAUUUGGAGUAUGGAAAUAACACACUGCCCCAGGCUACCAUCCAUGUCAAUCGAGAGUCUCAGUACAUCCCUCGAAGUGUUGUGUGUAAGUCAUCUAAAUUCUCUUCCAAUUUCACGAGGAGGCUUCACAUCACUCCGUCAGUUGACAAUUGAUCGCUACGGAAGUGCACAAUUCGGGCCAGAAUUUGGUGCCUUUCUUCAGACUCUCGUCUCUCUUCAUAAACUGACGAUACUGCAGUGCGAUGAACUAGAGAGUAUUCCAAGUUCAGACAGGUUCACAUCGCUCCGCAGCUUGGAGAUUUCUUAUUGUGGUAAACUAACAUGUCUACCGGAUGGGUUAGCAGCAUCGUCGCAGCCCUGCAGACUCACCCGUUUGAAGGAAUUGACACUUGGUCCUUUAGGCUAUGAGCUCGAUGCAUUUCCAGCUUUUCAGGCUAUACCACAACUUGAAUCAUUAACCAUCAAAGGGUGGGGCAAGCUCAAGUCUCUCCCUGAACAAAUUCAACACUUGUCUUCUUUAAGACAUUUGACAAUAGAGCACUUUGAUGGAGUGGAGGCUAUUCCAGACUGGUUGGGAAACCUUGCAUUUCUCGAAGACCUGACUAUCGAGUUUAGCAACGGUAUAAAGUAUCUACCUUCUGUGGAAGCCAUGCAACGCCUCACCAAUUUGAAGGAGAUAAGCAUAAUUUACUGUCGUCUUCUAGAAGAAAGAUGCAGGGAGGAGAGUGGCCCAGAGUGGCCUAAGAUUUGUCAUCUUCCAUUCAUCACUUUUAAUCUGUAUUAG